Molecule: messenger RNA, 546 nt
Organism: Talaromyces atroroseus
Lineage: Eukaryota; Fungi; Ascomycota; Eurotiomycetes; Eurotiales; Trichocomaceae
Exons: 3
Coding region: 1-546 (181 amino acids)
Molecular function (GO): carbonate dehydratase activity; zinc ion binding
Source: RefSeq, a predicted model, not a curated record
AUGCCACCCACCGUUGCAGAACUUGUUGGCCGCAACAACAAGACCUUAACAACGCACAUACCAGCGUUAUCCUUCAAAGAGAAUGCCGAAGCGGGUAUUGGUCCACCCAGGGUAGUAAUAAUCAGCUGCGUUGACCCCCGCGUCACUCCUGAGAAGUACUUCAGACUUAACCCCAUGGAAGCUCUUGUUUUUCGCAACAUAGCCGGUCAUCCACAGUCUUGCUGGAAGGACAUUGCGACUCUGGACACCUUCCUGAUUGAGUUUUUCAAGAACAGCGGUCUUGAGCAGCUCAUCGUUGUGCAUCACACUGACUGCGGUUCUACUGUUUUCACAAAUGACAUGAUCAGACAAGGCCUUCGGAAGAGACUUCCAGAAAGCCGCGAGAUCGCCGAGAUGGACUUCGGUGCCGUGUCUACGAGCAUUGAACAGAGCGUAAGAGAUGACCUGGCGUGGCUGGAAACGACGCCUUUCAUACGCAAGGAACUAGCAGACAGCGCUACGGGGUUUGUUUAUGAUAUCAAAUCAGGCAAACUUCAUCAAGUUUAG